GCUCGAGGUCAUGUGACUCAUUUAUGUAAACAUGGCGUCAGGGCCAAACAAGACGCUUGCGGCUUUUUCAGCGGCUUUAAACGUUUUAGCAGUUUUAUUCGGUUUGUGUUUAAUGUGUGAGUCUGUUCGGGCCGAAAUACGAAGCGCCGUCAUUGAUAAACAAACCGGGCAGCUGUCCGUCAUCGACGGAUAUCGAGAAGAUUUUGUGGCUUGGGCGAACUUCACUGAUGACAUUAAAAAAUCAGGCUGGUCUUUCUUGGAGGUCACUACCAGCAGUCGGUACAAUGACAGCAUCCAGGCUUAUGCUGCUGGUGCAGUGGAGGCAGCACUCACAUCUCAGCUCAUCUAUAAGCACUGGAUGAACACACUCAUGGGUUACUGUGGACCCUUCACGUCUCAGACUAGUUACUGUGAGCGCCUUAAAACUUACAUCACAGCCAAUCUGCAGUGGAUUCAGGAGCAAAUAGAGAAGCAGCCAAGUUCACCCUACUGGUACCAGGUGCGUCUGGCCCUGCUGCAGCUGAAAGGACUGGAGGACAGCUACAAUGAUGAGCUGUCAUUACCACUUGGGUCACUGUCCUUCAACCCAUUUGGCUUCCUACUUUUCCAACUGGGUGGAGAUCUGGAGGACUUGGAAUCGGCUCUGAACAAAUCCAGCCAAACUCGACCUCUUGGAUCCGGCUCUUGUUCCGCUCUCAUUAAGCUGCUGCCGAACAAUAAGGAGCUGCUGGUGUCACAUGACACCUGGAACACCUACCAGGCCAUGCUGCGCAUCAUGAAGAAAUACACCUUUGCCUUUAAAGUUUCUCCUUUAGACAAUUAUCUUCUUCCUGGAGGAACUCAGGCGUUCUCAUCUUAUCCUGGAUCGAUCUUCUCUGGAGAUGACUUCUAUAUCCUGAGUAGCGGCUUGGUGACCUUGGAAACCACCAUUGGCAACAGCAAUCCUGCACUCUGGAAAUUUGUCCAGCCCACAGGAACCGUGUUUGAAUGGCUGAGGAACAUUGUGGCCAAUCGACUUGCUGUUACUGGCAAGGACUGGGCCAAGAUAUUCAGCGAGUACAACAGUGGAACGUAUAACAACCAGUGGAUGAUUGUGGACUAUAACUAUUUCACUCCGGGGAAGACUGACAUUAAAGAAGGGCUCUUCGUUGUGCUGGAGCAGAUUCCGGGACUCAUUGUUUACAAUGAUAAAACUCAGGAGCUGCUGGACAAAGGAUACUGGGCAAGUUACAAUAUACCGUACUAUGUGGACAUAUUCAAUGCCAGCGGGUGCAAUGAGCUGGUUGAGAAGUUUGGCCCAUGGUUUUCUCUGGACCAGAAUCCUCGGGCUCAGAUAUUCAAGAGAAACCAGACGGCUGUCACAGAUGUGGACUCAAUGGUUCGCCUCAUGAGGUAUAAUAACUUUAAAGAGGACCCACUGUCAAAGUGUGAGGGCUGUGAUCCACCCGGGAAUGGAGAGAACGCCAUCUCAGCCCGUUCAGACUUGAACCCAGCUAACGGAACAUAUCCGUUUGGCGCCUUAAGGCAGAGACCACAUGGAGGAACAGACAUGAAGUUGACCUCUUACGGGAUGUUUCGUGACUAUGGCAUGGUGGCGGUGAGUGGGCCAACUUGGGACCAGGUGCCACCCUUCAAGUGGAGCACUUCCCCUUACAAAGACCUGAUGCACAUGGGUCACCCUGACACUUGGACAUUCAAGCCUAUAAAAGUCACCUGGACUCCAUAAUUGUUAUCAGUCUGUCUGUACAAGUGGUAUGAUAGAUAUAAACACUGACAGUUUUGAAAAAGGGAAAUGGUACUUUCAUUCUGUGUGACAUGACCUUUGUGAACACAGUAGUCAUGUUACUCAUUCUCAGUAGAGUGGCAAUAACAUUCUGGAAAUCUUACAGUGUUGCACCAUAAUUAACCGCAUGAAAUUAAAGAGAGCUUUGAAUGUUAGACACUGUGAUCAACAAUAACAACUUCACUACCCUACUGUUGUAAAGUGGGAGCUUCUUCAUUAGAUUAUAUCGGAUUUUCACAUUUUGUUUUCAGGAUUUUUAUUUCUUAUGCUAAAUGUGUGAUGAUGUCAAAUUCGCUUGUUUUAAUUCUGAGGGUUUCUACAGGAUUACAUCUUUCUUAGGAGAAAUCACCAAGUAUGAUUGAUACAGAUGUAAAUUUUCUGUCACUGUGGAGACAAAUGAGUUGGAUCAUUUUUGGGAAAUUACAUGAUGCAUUUUAUGAAUAAUUUUUUUAAAAUAUUUUCUAAAUA
This is a messenger RNA of Scatophagus argus, 2251 nucleotides long. RefSeq names its product phospholipase B domain containing 2 (gene plbd2). Bases 32 to 1726 code for a protein of 564 amino acids. NCBI's taxonomy places the organism in Eukaryota, Metazoa, Chordata, Actinopteri, Scatophagidae. Gene Ontology annotation, cellular component: extracellular region. The transcript has 12 exons. The record is from RefSeq and is a predicted model, not a curated record. Gene Ontology annotation, molecular function: glycerophospholipase activity. Gene Ontology annotation, biological process: phospholipid catabolic process.